AGUAACUGUAAAUAAUAUUGUAAAUAUUCCAAAUUUAAACGUGUAAAUUUUCAAAUCGAACGUUUUUGAAUUUCGAACAUGCGUCUGUGUUUAUAGAUUAAAAAGUUUUUUAAUGCAAACGAUUUUUUAAGGCAACAAGAUGAUAGACCCCAGCUCUUCAGAAGAAGACAGCGAGGAUGAACAUAAGAAGCAGCCUUCCAAAUUACCCGUGGUACCACCAGGAUCCUUGGCGGGAGGUAGACCAUCAGUGAGGGGGAAACCAGAACUACCGCGUGGCUCCACUGCUGGUCUUCCAGGACCGAGUCCACUAACAACAGCACCGUUAGCUGCUCCCCUCCACCCUGCCACUAGGCAAAGAGAGGCCGCCGCCUUAGCACCACCACCUCAUGCAUCUUUCUUGCGCAGGACCUCGACGGGGAGUGCCAGCUCCGGGGAGGCGCCCGCCCCCUCCCCAAGUCCAUCAGGGGCGAGCCAUUCUGAUAAGGACCAAGACCCGCAGGAGAAGAUAGAAAAAAUGGAGGAAGACAAAAAGCGUCGUUUACAACUUUACGUAUUUGUGUCACGCUGCAUCGCCCACCCGUUCAACGCCAAGCAACCUACUGACAUGACACGGCGGCAUACAAAGCUGACCCCCCAUCAGCUGGAGACCAUACAAGCUCGGUUUCAGGCGUUCCUCAAAGGCGAAACACAAAUUUUGGCUGACGAAGCUUUCCAAAAUGCUGUUCAAUCGUACCAUGACGUGUUCCUUAAGUCGGAGAGAGUGGAACAAAUGGUGAAGUCUGGAGCGUGUUCUCACCACGACUUUCGCGAAGUUUUCAGAAACAAUAUAGAGAAGAGAGUCAGGUCUUUACCGGAGAUAGAUGGAUUAAGUAAAGAAACCGUACUAACAUCGUGGCUCGCUAAAUUUGAUUGUAUUAUGAAAGGAACCGGCAUUCCUGGAGAUGACGAGUCGAAAAGGCCGUCGAGAGCACAACAACAAAGUCUCAAUGCUGAAUGUAUUCUUAGCAAGGAACAAUUAUAUGACAUGUUCCAACAAAUCUUGGGUGUUAAAAAAUUCGAACAUCAACUCCUAUUCAAUGCCCUUCUCUUGGAUUCAGCUGACGAACAAGCAGCUGCAAUAAGAAGAGAAUUAGAUGGAAGAAUGCAGAAAGUCAAUGAGAUGGAGAGGAACCGCAAGCUAAUGCCGAAGUUUGUACUAAAAGAAAUGGAAUCCCUCUACAUAGAAGAACUGAAAUCCUCAAUCAACCUUCUGAUGGCCAACCUCGAGUCGCUUCCCGUCUCUAAAGGCGGGGCUGACUCUAAAUAUGGCUUACAUAAAAUCAAGCGGUAUAAUCACAGAUCAAAUGCCGGACCAGAUCCGACUCCAAGGUUGAGUAAGCAGCUGUGUUUCAGAUCGCAAGGGUCCCUCGCAAACAAGUUGACUGGUGAAGGCGAUAGUGGGGACGUCGAUACUCAACUUACGAAAAUGGAUGUUGUGUUAACAUUCCAAAUAGAGGUGGUCGUUAUGGAAGUAAAAGGUUUAAAGUCUUUAGCGCCCAAUCGGAUAGUAUAUUGUACGAUGGAGGUCGAGGGUGGUGAUAAACUACAGACUGAUCAAGCCGAAGCAUCAAAACCUAUGUGGGACACACAAGGUGAUUUCAGUACAACACAACCCUUGCCGGCUGUUAAAGUGAAAUUGUAUACAGAAAAUCCAGGAGUUCUCGCUUUAGAAGACAAAGAACUUGGCAAGGUGGUUCUUAGGCCAACACCACUAUCGAGUAAGGCUCCUGAAUGGCACCGAAUGACUGUACCAAAAAACUUGCCAGACCAAGACCUCAGAAUCAAAAUUGCAUGCCGUAUGGAUAAACCACUCAAUAUGAAACACUGCGGAUAUCUGCACGUCAUCGGCAAGAAUGUUUGGCGUAAAUGGAAACGCCGUUAUAUGGUGCUGGUCCAAGUCAGUCAGUAUACUUUCGCUCUAUGCUCAUACAAAGACAAAAAGUCCGAACCAGCCGAAAUGAUGCAGCUGGAUGGCUUCACGGUGGAUUACAUCGAGCUUGCUAGCGCACAACUAAUCGUCGGCCAAGAACUGGAAGGAGCAAAAUAUUUCAUGAAUGCGGUGCGCGAUGGAGAAUCGGUACUAAUGGGGGUUACUGAUGAGAAUGAGUGUCAUCUGUGGGUAAUGGCAUUAUAUCGAGCAACAGGACAGAGUCAUAAACCCACACCACCCACGACAUCUGAUACUCAUCAUAAAAUAAUGGGAGAUGCGGAUAAAGCCCGUAAACAUGGCAUGGAAGACUAUAUCCAAGCAGAUCCAUGCCAGUUCGAUCAUCAUAUGCUGUUCUGCAUGCUACAAUCGCAGACUUUGAAGUAUCGUCUUCAGGAUCCAUAUUGCUCAUUGGGAUGGUUUUCCCCCGGUCAAGUUUUCGUGCUUGAUGAAUAUUGUGCUCGAUAUGGUGUUAGGGGUUGUUACCGGCAUCUCUGCUACCUGUCGGAUCUUUUGGAUGUUGCUGAGAGUGGACAACAAACAGUGGAUCCGACUUUAAUGCAUUACUCCUUCGCAUUUUGCGCCAGCCACGUUCACGGCAACAGGCCUGAUGGAGUGGGCAGCAUCACGGUCCAGGAGAAGGAGAAAUUUGCCGAGAUAAAGGACAGACUGAAGACCUUGCUGCAAUAUCAAAUCACAAACUUCAGAUACGCGUUUCCGUUUGGACGCCCUGAAGGCGCUUUGAAGGCUACUCUGUCCCUGUUAGAGCGAGUUUUAAUGAAGGAUGUAGCAACACCUGUCGCUCCGGAAGAAGUGCGCACAAUGAUACAAACAAGCCUGGAAAACGCUGCUCUACUGAAUUACACACAACUUAGUCAGAAAGCAAAUAUCGAAGAGGAUCUUCGAGGUGAAACUAUGGUAACUCCCGCAAAGAAAUUAGAAGAUCUUAUCCAUUUAGCUGAGCUGUGUGUUGAUCUCUUGCAGCAAAAUGAAGAACACUACGCAGAGGCGUUCGCAUGGUUCUCCGAACUACUAGUAGAACACGCAGAAAUCUUCUGGGCGCUGUUUGGUGUCGAUAUGGAUAGAGUUCUGACUGAACAACCACCUGAUACUUGGGAUUCGUUCCCGCUCUUCCAGAUAUUAAAUGAUUACUUGCGAACAGAUGAAAAUCUGAAGGGCGGGAGAUUCCACGAACAUCUUCGUGAUACAUUCGCACCUCUUGUAGUACGUUAUGUGGACUUAAUGGAGUCGUCUAUUGCUCAAUCACUGCAUAAAGGCUUCGAAAAGGAACGUUGGGAGAUCAAAGGUAAUGGCUGCUCUACAAGCGAGGAGUUAUUCUGGAAAUUGGACGCGUUACAAUGCUUCAUCAGAGAUCUACAUUGGCCCGAGCCUGACUUCCGCUCACAUCUCGAACAGAGACUUAAGCUGAUGGCUAGUGAUAUGAUGGAAACUUGCAUACAAAGGACUGAGGCGUCUUUCCAGUCGUGGUUAAAGAAGAGCGUGACAUUCAUGUCGACGGAUUACAUCUUGCCGGCAGAGACAUGUGCGAUGGUUAACGUGGCUCUAGAUGCAAAGAAUCAAGCAUUGAAAUUGUGUGCUGUGGAAGGCGUCGAUAUCUAUCAGUAUCACAGCAAAAUGGAUGGUCAAAUUGAGUCGUGUCUGCUGGCCAUGGCGACUGGGAUGACGACAAGACUGUCCGCUGUACUCGAAGCCACAUUGGCGAAGAUUGCCAGAUUCGAUGAGGGCAGUUUGAUCGGCUCUAUCUUGACGAUAGCCAACGUGUCAGGUUCAGGAAAGGAUAUCGGCCAGGGCUAUGUCAACUUCAUGAGGAAUUCUAUGGACCAAAUCCGAUCUAAGGUAACGGACGAGUUAUGGAUUCUGCAGUUGUUUGAGAACUGGUUCUCCGUCCAAAUGGGUCUGAUCAACACCUGGCUUCUGGGGAGACCAGCACUACAUCCACAGCAGGUCGCCUGCCUCUCAAUCACCGUAAAGAAAAUGUAUAGCGACUUCGAGUUGCAAGGCGUCAUCGACGAGAAACUAAACACGAAGACCUACCAGAGUGUCGCAGCCAGGAUGCACACUGAGGAGGCCACCUGCAGCUUGUUGUUAGCUCAGCAAGAUACCGGUGGUGGUGAUGAUGGCGAAUCCGAAGGUUCCAGAGGAGGCAAGUCCAAACUAGAAGCGCUCACAGAAGAAGCGAAACUUGGUAACGUGACUGCGGUUGUUGGCAAGGUUGGAAAUAUCUUCGGACGUGGCAUAGGUGAGCUGUCAACAAAGUUGGGUGGAGCGUCUUCUUGGUUUUAGCGCAUUUCAAGCGCUCAAAAUUCUCAUGUUUUUAUAAACAUACCUUUCUUUGCCUAUAUUGAUGUAAUGAGAUGAGAUUUCAAAUGACUUUUUGUCACAGCACAGCCAUUUUCAACAUAUAAUUUGAUUUAUUCAUGUGCAAAAAAUGUCAGUGCCGUAACAAAAAGCAUUUAACUGUUCUGUGAUGACGAUAAGUAAAAACAUUGUUUUGCAUUUGAUUACAAUCUAGAAUGUCCGCCAUUUCGAAUUAAGAAAACACUAUGAUAAAAACAAAAUGGCGUCGUACGCGCUAAAACUAUUGUAAGUGGCCAGUUAAUGCAUAGCUUAGUGUGAUUACGUAUAGUGUACCUAAAUGAGGUCUAGAUUUUAUUUUAUAAAAAGCUUUAUGUACAGUUAGAUCAUCAUUCGUUUAAUGGAUCAAAUAUAACAUAAUAGGUGUUAAGAGUAGUAUUUGAUAACACGAUUUAAAUUGUAAUAUUGAGAAAUAAUACGAAAUGCAUACAUACAUACUAAAUGCUACAAUAAGAAAACAUAUCGCUUUGGCAAAGUUAUUUUGUGUAAGUAUUUAUUUUAUAUAUUAUCAUUGCGAAGACAUAUUAAUAUUGUGUUAUUUACAAAAUGUGUAAUGUAACUAAAAUAUCAGCGGGUUGGUUUGGAUAGAAUGAGUGUGGAUAAUACGAGGUUAAAUAUUUUGAAGUAAGUGUUUAAUAUUAUCUACCUAUAUAUGUUCCAAAUGUAACAAUCUCAUUAAGUAUACGCAUUUCUUUACGUACUUACUCAUUUCAAUUUUAUUAUUUUGCACCAUGAUAUGAUUUAGAAUAAACAAUAUCACAUCAAAUUCUUUGAGUGACAGCACAUUGUUUCCACAGUGCAAUUUUCACACCACCACUCUUUCAUAAUAUCUAAUCAGGAUUCCUAUACCUAGGUACUUACUUCAAAAACAGUAUUUUUCUAAUUAUUAAUAUAAUAUUAAUUCCACUUUAUAAAAAUCGGUUGAAUCUCGUCUUUAAAUCAAAUUUUCUUACUUAAGCGUUUUUAUAAAAACAAAAAUGGGCGCGAAAUAUAUUUUUCGAAAUGUGUGUUGCCAUAAAACGAGGCUCCUAAUGAAGGGUAAAAUAUUUGUUUUCAUAAAAACGUGAGAUAAUUAGCUACUCUAUUCUGUAGUAUAUUUCUCUAUUAUAUUUUAUGCUCUGUAGAAUCUAUUACGAUCUAGUAACAUUUUACCUACGCUAGUCGUCGAAAUAAUACAUAACUAUUUAUUAAAAAAAUACUAUUCUAGUAUAUUUGUUAACAAAAUAAUAUUCUUCUACGCUAAACACCUUACAAAUUUUUAAACUAGGAAAAAAAUUAAAUUUCUUAGGUAAAUAUUAAAACAUUAAAAUAGCGUCUAGACGCUAUGCUGAAACGCCUUAUAAUGUGUUGUUGGAAACGGCUUAAGGAAAAUGAAGAAAAAAGCUGACUGUAACUCUAUGAUAUUAUAGAAGUCAAUGCGUGUGUAUUAUUAUGAAACUAAUUCUUCAGUCCGUUAUUUUAAAAAAUAAAAUUCAUUAUCUCUUACUGUUCCUUCUACGAGACUUUUGAGUUGCCCUAUAUAAAAAUACCGAUUAUUUUUAUUAUUAUAAUUUUUAAUAUAAAAGAAAUGCUGACUAUUUUUAAUACUUAUAACUAUAUCAAAAGCUGGUAAUUAUAUACAAAAUACAAUAGAGCUUUCGUGGCUGGCACAGUAUGCAAUGUUAAAGAAAAUAAUAACGUAGUGCUCACGUAUUAUAGUAAUUAAUUAGAUAACAAUGUAAUCACAAUUGUACACAGUAAAAGAACACGAAAAUAUUUAAAAUAUAGGUUCUAAUACAAUUAUAUUAAUUAUUUAAUUGAUAAAUUAAUUAAAUAAAAACAGGAUCAUACGAUCGUAAACAUAUUUAUUAAAUAAAAUUUAUGCAGAGUUUUUAUUUAUCUUAGACUAAAGUUUACAAAUAAAUUACAUGUUUUUAAACAUUUUAAUAAUUUUGCAAUCGAGUUACUACUAGUGUUUUAAAUGUUUAUUUAACAAUACAGGAUAUUGAAUAUGUUUUCAGUUCCUGCCCAAACAACCACGUUACUACUUAUUGUUAAAUCUAUUUGUUUACCUCAAGAUGGACAAAUAAAAUAAAUUUUACCUACAUUAUUUAUGUAUUGUUAAUAUAUGCUACUGAUACAUUCUGUGCUACUAUUGAAAUAAUAAUACAGAAACUACUACCUACGUAAAUUAAUACCUAUUUAUACAAGGAAAACUGAAAGCAUAUUAAAUAUAGCGUUGAACAAAUAAAUUCAAAUUAAUAACAAUCUGAAAAUCAUCCAAAUUUUAAACUCAAAAUAUAUUUUCUGUACUUCAGAUUAGGUGGAAACAGAGAAAUAGUUUUCAGUCUUUCAUAGUGAAUCAGUUCUUCUACUUAUUUGAUUAUAAAUGAACCUUGAUUUUAGAUUGUUAUAAUUCUUACCUUAUCUAUACCACAGAUGACUAUACAAAACUUAUUUAUAUCACAAUAAAAAUGUCUGCCGUUAUAUUUUGUAAUUUUUGUAAUAUUUUUUUAUCAAUAUCUGAUAUUAUGAUCGUAUGAAAAUGUGAUUAUUUUAAAUCGCAAAUUUUAGUAAACACAACAUUUUGGAUAUCGUGCUCAAUUGAAUGAAAACGGCAGUUUGUAGUCUAAGUGCAUUAAAAUGAGCCGACUGAAGUAAUGCGUAGAUACUUGCCUGAUUCGCAUUUGAUUUCGCUGUAAAAGAAACUCACAAUGGUGUAAAAUGUUAAAAAUGCAGAAUUUUUACGUGCCUACCUUCUUGAAAUAUAUGCUAUUUAGUAUAGAGCAAGUUCAUAAUUGCAGAACGUUGAUAAACGAAGCCACUGUGAGUUUCUGGUAAUGCUUGGGAGAGCCAUCGUGUGCGUCGCGAGUGUAAGGG
Achroia grisella is the source of this 7201-nucleotide messenger RNA. It is a transcript of the gene Cadps, whose product is annotated as calcium-dependent secretion activator. Bases 140 to 4270 code for a protein of 1376 amino acids. The transcript has 33 exons. Lineage: Eukaryota; Metazoa; Arthropoda; Insecta; Lepidoptera; Pyralidae. The record is from RefSeq and is a predicted model, not a curated record. Gene Ontology annotation, biological process: synaptic vesicle exocytosis; dense core granule exocytosis.